Mesocricetus auratus (golden hamster) is the source of this 1461-nucleotide messenger RNA. It is a transcript of the gene Vma12, whose product is annotated as transmembrane protein 199. Gene Ontology annotation, biological process: vacuolar proton-transporting V-type ATPase complex assembly. NCBI's taxonomy places the organism in Eukaryota, Metazoa, Chordata, Mammalia, Rodentia, Cricetidae. The record is from RefSeq and is a predicted model, not a curated record. Bases 69 to 695 code for a protein of 208 amino acids. The transcript is spliced from 6 exons. Gene Ontology annotation, cellular component: endomembrane system.
CAGCUACAUCCGGCGCAGGUGAACGGAAGUCCUAGUCUGGGAUCACCUGACCAGAGCGUGAGUUAGAAAUGGCGUCUUCCUUGCUUGGUGGUGAACGACUGGUCCGCGCUUUGGGCCCUGGCGGAGAACUGGAACGGGAGCAGCUGCCUCGGAAGCUGCGUGCCCAGCUCGAGGCUGCUCUUGGGAAGAAACACACGAGCAGUGAUAGCGCCACGGGCCCUCUUCGCCUGAUUCCCUUCCGUCUGAUCCGAGAACUACAUCAGCACCUGAGGGAAAGAAAUUCCAGCCUAUAUCUUCAUGAACUCCUCAAAGGCAGUGAAAUCUACCUUCCAGAGGUUGUGAAGCCUCCUCGGAAUCCAGAGCUAGUUGCCAGACUAGAGAAGAUUAAGAUACAGCUAGCUAAUGAGGAAUACAAGCGGAUCACUCGAAAUGUCACUUGUCAGGAUGCACAGCAUGGGGGGACGCUCAGUGACCUGGGAAAACAAGUGAGAUCGGUGAAAGCUCUGGUCAUUACCAUCUUCAACUUCAUUGUCACAGUGGCAGCUGCCUUUGUCUGUACUUACCUAGGAAGCCAGUAUAUCUUCACAGAAAUGGCCUCGAGAGUGCUGGCUGCAUUGAUCGUCGCCUCGGUGGUAGGUUUGGCAGAGUUGUACAUCAUGGUGAGAGUGAUGGAAGGUGAACUGGGUGAGCUGUAACUGGUGCUUCACCAUCAAAGUCUGGAAGAAGCUUGGGGAGCCCCAGACUCUCCAUUCCUCAUCACUGACUCUCGGUCAACCCCUGAAGCUUUGUACUUGGCUCCAGUUAGUCAGAGGACCAGGUCACGUUCUUCUUUGGAAAGCCGUGUCUGCUGUCAGUCUCCUUAGAGAGGAAAAGAGGAAAUUCAGACAGCAGUGUUUCUUUAAAACUGAAAGAACUGGUCUCAGUAGCUACUCCUGAAUCCAUCGCACAUUUGCCUUCUGUGGUCCAUUCUGAGGUCUGCUGAGUCUGGGGUUUUCCCAUCAGAAGUAAAUAGAACCCAGACCUUCCCCCCCAAAAUGGGCCGUAUUGCCUUGAACUGGCUCAAGUGCAUAAAUCAAUCACCAUCCUUCAUCCGCAUAUCUUGGCACUGAGAGCAGAAGAUCCUAAGGAAGCAGAAGACGUGAACCUGAGAAGAACCAGUCAGAAAACAGGCAUCAAAUGAGAGAAAAACUAGUUGAUACAGGAUGUUGGAACUAGAAUCCAGGCAGCUAACUUUUUCUAGAAAAGGAAAUGGUAUCAGGCCGUUUUCCAGAAGUCAAAACAUACUGAAAGAAACCAGAUGAUCAGCUGUGGUCCUUCUGUUAAAUGGAGCCAAAGAUGUCUACAUUGUCCUCUUGUCUCUGUGGUAUGUUACACUUUUCCGAAUUUAGAUAAGUUAGAGGAUCUAUUUAAGGCACUUGAAAAAUGUUAUUUAUCCAAUAAAUGUUUCUUGUUUUCGGUGUA